AUGAUGGUCAAAAUAAAAUUUGAAUUCUUACCAAAUGAAAUAUUAUUUCAAUGUUUACAAUAUCUCAAUGCACCAGAUCUGUUUCAUUCAUUUAAUCAAUUAAAUUCUCAUUUUUCUACACUUAUUCGAAAUAUUCCAUUAUAUUUAAAUUUUUUUCAAAUGAAAAAAUCCUUAUUUCAUCAUUUUUGUCAAAUCAUUCUAUUAAAUUCUGAAAUAAAACAAAAAAUUCUCUAUUUACAAUUAUCAAAUGAUGGAACACAUGGUCAAAUUGAACAUUUUCUUUCAUUAUUUUCAUUAAAUACAUUUUUUAAUCUUCGAUCAUUAUCAUUAAUUGAUUUAAACGAAAAUAAUAUUAAACAAAUAUUAUCAAUAUUACCAUUUUUAUCUAAUUUAUAUUCUUUUUCUUUUACUGGUACAAAUAUUGAAACAUUAGAAAUAAUAUGA
This is a messenger RNA of Adineta steineri, 444 nucleotides long. The record is from the annotation of a GenBank genome assembly. Lineage: Eukaryota; Metazoa; Rotifera; Eurotatoria; Adinetida; Adinetidae.